UUUAGACGGCCUAAGCUUAUUAGUAUUUAAAAGUGGAUGGGACACAGGCACACAGCAGUAAAUGCCCUUUUUUUAGGUAGAAAAAUUGAAUCCACGCUAGUGAUUAAGCUUGUGAUUCCACGUAGCCAAAAAGAUUUAUUUUUUUAAAAAAAAUUUCUAAUUCUAGAGGAAAUCAUGGUUUCCCUCUCCUCUAUAGUCUUCUCUAAAGCUCUAGCUCUUUGUUUAACUUCUUGAAGAGAUUGGUAAACAAAGAAAGUCAAAAACAGAAGAGAAAGCGUUGGCGAUGGGCGUGACUGGAGUGUUCAUGGAGGUUGGAAAUGAUGGUGUUGCUGUCAUUACCAUCUCUAAUCCUCCCGUGAAUGUUUUAACCGUUGCCAUAAUUGCGGUACUGAAGGAGAAAUUCAGUAAGGCUACGAGGAGAAGCGAUGUCAAGGCUAUUGUUUUGACCGGCAAGGGUGGAAGGUUUUCAGGGGGUUUUGACAUCAGUGCUUUUCAGAAGGUUCCUAAGAGUGGAGAUGUUUCGGAUUCACCGAAUGAAUCAUUUGAUCUCAUUGUCAACACUAUAGAAGAUUGCAAGAAGCCUGUUGUUGCUGCUGUUGAAGGGUUGGCUCUUGGAGGUGGCUUAGAAUUGGCAAUGGGUUGUCAUGCACGUAUUGCUGCUCCAAAAACUCAAUUAGGCUUGCCAGAAUUGACACUUGGGGUGAUUCCUGGACUCGGAGGUACACAACGUCUUCCGAGGCUUGUAGGGGUAUCAAAGGCUGUUGAAAUGCUGCUGUUUUCAAAACCAAUAAUGUCUGAAGAAGGAAAGUUUCAAGGUCUUAUUGAUGACAUUGCAUCUUCUGAAGAGUUACUGAGAACAUCUCGACUAUGGGCUUUAGGGGUUGCGGAGAGACGUAAACCAUGGGUACGUUCUCUCCACAGAAGAGACAAAAUUGGAUCCCUGUCUGAAGCACAGGGGCUGUUAAGAAAUGCUAGAGAACAAGCCAGAAGGACUGCUCCAAAUAUGCCUCAGCAGCUGGCAUGUCUUGAUGUAGUUGAGGAGGGCAUUCUCCAUGGAGGAUAUGCUGGGCUUCUAAAGGAGGCCACAGUGGCCAAAGAGUUAGUCCUGUCAAAUACUUCAAAAGCUCUCGCUCAUCUUUUCUUUGCACAACGUAAUGCAGCAAAGGUGCCAAACAUUACUGAUGUCGGUCUGAAACCAAGGCAUGUAAAGAAAGUUGCUAUUAUUGGUGGAGGCAUAAUGGGCUCGGGAAUAGCUACAGUUCUUAUCUUAAGCAACAUAUCUGUUUUUCUCAAGGAAAUCGACUCUGAAUAUCUCCUAAAAGCAAUGAAAACAAUAGAAGCAAAUAUUCAAGGCUUAGUAACUAGAGGAAAAGUGACACAGGAUAAGGGGCGGAAAGCCCUUUCAAUGCUGAAAGGAGUGUCCGACUAUUCAGAAUUUAAGGAUGUGGAUAUGGUCAUAGAGGCAGUCAUUGAGGAUGUUCCUUUGAAACAAAAAAUCUUUACUGAACUCGAGAAGGUCUGUUCUUCUUGCUGCAUUUUGGCUACAAAUACAUCCACCAUUGACCUUAAAGUCGUUGGGGAAAAGACCAACUCACAAGAUCGUAUCAUAGGGGCUCAUUUUUUCAGUCCUGCUCAUGUAAUGCCUUUACUGGAGGUUGUACGAACAGAGAAAAAUUCCCCACAAGUUAUUCUUGAUCUCCUGACUGUUGGAAAAAUAAUAAAGAAAGUUCCUAUUGUGGUAGGUAACUGCACUGGCUUUGCAGUUAACCGAACAUUCUUCCCCUACAUGCAAGGUCCACAUCUUUUGGUCAAUUUAGGUGUGGACUUGUUCAGGAUUGACAGGGUGAUCAGGAAUUUUGGCCUUCCCAUAGGUCCUUUCCAGCUUCAGGACUUGGGUGGAUAUAGACUAGGCUUGGCAGCUGGGAAAGAAUUUGCAAAUGCAUUUCCUGAUCGAACAUUCAGGUCUCCAUUGACUGAACUUUUGUUGAAAAAUGGACGAAAUGGCAAAAGCAAUGGAAAAGGAUUUUAUAUUUAUGAAAAAGGAAGCAGGCCAAAACCUGAUCCUUCAGUGCUACCUAUUAUUGAGGAGUCUAGACAGCUUAUGAAUAUUAUGCCUGGUGGAAAGCCUAUAUCAGUUACAGACAAAGAAAUUCUAGAGAUGUUAUUGUUUCCAGCAGUUAACGAGGCAUGCCAUGUUUUGGAUGAGUGUGUAGUAGCUCGAGCAUCAGACCUUGAUGUUGCAUCUGUACUUGGAAUGAGCUUCCCAUCUUAUCGUGGUGGAAUCAUGUUUUGGGCAGAUACAGUUGGGUCAAACCAUAUCUAUACGAGUCUCAAAAGAUGGUCAGAAAUGUAUGGUAGCUUCUUUAAGCCAUCAAGGUUUUUGGAAGAAAGAGCCGUGAAGGGCAUGCCACUGAGUGCACCAGCAACAUCAUCUCCAAAAUCGAACUCAAAGCUCUAGGCCGAUGAAGGUGUGGUGGCUGCGAGGGAAAACCAAUGUCACAUCUGUCUUAAUGCACACAAACAUUAAAGGCAAUAGGAAAGUUAUUGUCCCUAUUUCCUAUUCUGAAAUAAUUUCUUUUGCAUAAAUUGGAAGGUUGAAUUAGAAUGAGAAAUUUGUUGAAACGAUCCAUUUAUCUGAGACUUCUCCAUGAUGUAGAAAAUGCAUAAAUAUCUUUAAGUGGUAUUAAUUAUUAACCUAAACCUAAAUUCAGAUA
This is a messenger RNA of Theobroma umbraticum, 2714 nucleotides long. Its product is annotated as peroxisomal fatty acid beta-oxidation multifunctional protein AIM1-like. Gene Ontology annotation, molecular function: (3S)-3-hydroxyacyl-CoA dehydrogenase (NAD+) activity; NAD+ binding. Gene Ontology annotation, cellular component: peroxisome. Gene Ontology annotation, biological process: fatty acid beta-oxidation. NCBI's taxonomy places the organism in Eukaryota, Viridiplantae, Streptophyta, Magnoliopsida, Malvales, Malvaceae. The record is from RefSeq and is a predicted model, not a curated record.